Molecule: messenger RNA, 810 nt
Organism: Scutellospora calospora
Lineage: Eukaryota; Fungi; Glomeromycota; Glomeromycetes; Diversisporales; Gigasporaceae
Source: the annotation of a GenBank genome assembly
AUGUCAUAUGUUCCUCAAGAAAUUGGUGAUGCCGAAUUACUAUGUGAACGCAUCGCACCACGACUGCAACACGCCAAUUCGAGUGUUGUUCUUACAGCUGUCAAAGUAAUUAUGUACUUAAUGAAUUAUAUGACCAAAGAGGAAGACAUAGCAAACAUGUUUACCCUACUUUCAAGUGGACCUGAAGUCCAAUAUGUGGCUCUUCGUAAUAUUCUUUUAAUUAUCCAACGAAGACCAGAAGUUUUAAGGAAUGAUGUGAAGGUCUUCUUUUGUAAAUACAAUGACCCAAUAUAUGUCAAAUUGGCUAAACUUGAAAUAAUGUUUCGUUUAGCUAAUGUCUCUAAUGUUGACCAAGUUCUAUCUGAACUAAAAGAAUAUUCAACCGAAGUUGAUGUAGACUUUGUCAGGAAGUCUGUUCGCUCAAUUGGGCGCCUGGCAGUCAAAAUAGAAUCAACGGCUGAACGUUGUAUAGAUGCGUUAUUAGAACUUAUACAGACGAAAGUCAAUUAUGUUGUUCAAGAGGCUAUUGUAGUCAUAAAGGACAUAUUUCGAAAAUAUCCAAAUCAAUAUGAGAGUAUAAUUGGUACUUUAUGUGAGAAUUUAGAUAAUCUAGACGAACCUGAAGCAAAAGCAGCAAUGAUAUGGAUUAUUGGUCAAUAUGCUGAUCGGAUUGAGAAUUCUGAUGUAUUAUUAGAUGAUUUUCUUUUUACAUUCCUUGAAGAACCUGUAGAGGUUCAAUUGUCAUUGUUAACAGCCACUGUAAAACUUUUCAUUAAGAGACCUACUGCGGGUCAAGAACUAAUUCCUAAA